Messenger RNA from Nakaseomyces glabratus, 504 nucleotides. RefSeq names its product E2 ubiquitin-conjugating protein RAD6 (gene RAD6). Gene Ontology annotation, cellular component: HULC complex. The record is from RefSeq and is a predicted model, not a curated record. Gene Ontology annotation, biological process: DNA repair; protein polyubiquitination; proteasome-mediated ubiquitin-dependent protein catabolic process. Lineage: Eukaryota; Fungi; Ascomycota; Saccharomycetes; Saccharomycetales; Saccharomycetaceae. Gene Ontology annotation, molecular function: ubiquitin conjugating enzyme activity.
AUGUCUACUCCAGCUAGAAGACGGUUAAUGAGAGAUUUUAAAAGGAUGAAGGAAGACUCACCUCCAGGAGUGUCGGCUUCACCUCUUCCGGACAAUGUCAUGGUGUGGAACGCUAUGAUUAUUGGGCCUGCUGAUACCCCAUAUGAGGAUGGUACUUUUAGGUUACUGCUCGAAUUUGAUGAAGAUUAUCCAAAUAAGCCACCUCAUGUUAAAUUCUUGAGUGAAAUGUUCCAUCCUAACGUAUAUGCCAAUGGUGAAAUCUGCCUUGAUAUCCUACAGAACAGGUGGACACCGACAUAUGAUGUUGCAUCGAUUCUCACGUCUAUUCAAAGUUUAUUUAACGAUCCUAAUCCGGCAUCUCCGGCAAACGUAGAGGCCGCCACCUUAUUCAAAGAUCACAAAUCGCAAUACAUAAAGCGUGUCAAGGAAACUGUAGAGAAAUCCUGGGAGGAUAAUAUGGAUGACAUGGAUGAUUCUGAUGAGGACGAUGAGGACGAUGAAUAA